Molecule: messenger RNA, 3494 nt
Organism: Condylura cristata (star-nosed mole)
Lineage: Eukaryota; Metazoa; Chordata; Mammalia; Eulipotyphla; Talpidae
Gene: CAPRIN1
Product: cell cycle associated protein 1
Exons: 19
Coding region: 232-2361 (709 amino acids)
Cellular component (GO): cytoplasm
Molecular function (GO): RNA binding
Source: RefSeq, a predicted model, not a curated record
AGCCCGAGCGGCCGCGAAGGCCCCCGCCCGCUACUUCUCCGCCCCAGAGGGCUGGCUGCCUAAGUCCCUCCCGCUCCAGGCUCUCCGCCUCACUAGCAGCGGCUCGCGGUGCAGCGGGGACUGGGCGAAGCGGCCUGCGCCCACGGAGCGCACGACACUGCCCGGAACGCACCGCCACCCUUGCCCCUCAGCCGCCCACUCGGGAUCUUCGGCAGCCUCUGCGCGCGCACGAUGCCCUCGGCCACCAGCCACAGCGGAAGCGGCAGCAAAUCAUCCGGACCGCCACCCCCGUCGGGUUCCUCCGGGAGUGAGGCGGCGGCGGGGGCCGGGGCAGCUGCUCCUGCUUCUCAGCACCCGGCAACCGGCACCGGCGCUGUCCAAACCGAGGCCAUGAAGCAGAUUCUCGGGGUGAUCGACAAGAAACUUCGAAACCUGGAGAAGAAAAAGGGUAAACUUGAUGAUUACCAGGAACGAAUGAACAAAGGGGAAAGACUUAAUCAAGAUCAACUGGAUGCCGUGUCGAAGUACCAGGAAGUCACAAAUAACUUGGAGUUUGCUAAAGAAUUACAGAGGAGUUUCAUGGCCUUAAGUCAAGAUAUUCAGAAAACAAUAAAGAAGACAGCACGUCGAGAACAGCUUAUGAGAGAGGAAGCUGAACAGAAACGUUUAAAAACCGUACUUGAAUUGCAGUAUGUAUUGGACAAAUUGGGAGAUGAUGAAGUGCGAACUGACUUGAAACAAGGUUUAAAUGGAGUGCCAAUAUUGUCUGAAGAGGAAUUGUCACUGUUAGACGAAUUCUACAAAUUAGCAGACCCUGAACGAGACAUGAGUUUGAGGUUGAAUGAGCAGUAUGAACAUGCCUCCAUUCACCUGUGGGACUUGCUCGAAGGGAAGGAAAAGUCUGUAUGUGGAACGACCUAUAAGGCUCUAAAAGAAAUUGUCGAGCGUGUUUUCCAGUCAAACUACUUUGACAGCACCCACAACCACCAGAAUGGGUUAUGUGAGGAAGAAGAGGCGGCCUCUGCACCUACAGUUGAAGAUCAUGUAGCUGAAGCUGAACCUGAGCCAGCAGAAGAAUAUGCUGAACAAAGUGAAGUUGAAUCCACAGAGUAUGUAAAUAGACAGUUUAUGGCAGAAACACAAUUCAGCAGUGGUGAAAAGGAGCAGGUGGAUGAAUGGACAGUUGAAACAGUCGAGGUGGUAAAUUCACUCCAGCAGCAACCUCAGGCUGCAUCUCCUUCUGUACCAGAACCCCACUCUUUGACUCCAGUGGCUCAGGCAGAUCCCCUUGUUCGAAGGCAGCGAGUACAGGACCUUAUGGCACAGAUGCAGGGACCCUAUAAUUUUAUACAGGAUUCAAUGCUGGAUUUUGAAAAUCAGACACUUGAUCCUGCCAUUGUAUCUGCACAGCCUAUGAAUCCAACACAAAAUAUGGACAUGCCCCAGCUGGUUUGCCCUCCAGUUCAUUCUGAGUCUAGACUUGCUCAACCUAGUCAAGUUCCAGUACAACCAGAAGCUACACAGGUUCCUUUGGUUUCAUCUACAAGUGAGGGGUAUACUGCAUCUCAACCCUUGUACCAGCCUUCUCAUGCUACAGAGCAACGACCACAGAAGGAACCGAUUGAUCAGAUUCAGGCAACAAUCUCUUUAAAUGCAGACCAGACUACAGCAUCAUCAUCCCUUCCUGCUGCUUCUCAGCCUCAGGUAUUCCAGGCUGGGACAAGCAAACCUUUACAUAGCAGUGGAAUCAAUGUAAAUGCAGCUCCAUUCCAAUCCAUGCAAACGGUGUUCAAUAUGAAUGCACCAGUUCCUCCUGUUAAUGAACCAGAAACUUUAAAACAGCAAAAUCAGUACCAAGCUAGUUAUAACCAGAGCUUUUCCAGUCAACCUCACCAAGUAGAACAAACAGAACUUCAGCAAGAACAGCUUCAAACAGUGGUUGGUACUUACCAUGGUUCCCAGGACCAACCCCAUCAAGUUACUGGUAACCAUCAGCAGCCUCCCCAGCCGAACACUGGAUUUCCACGUAGCAGUCAGCCCUAUUAUAACAGCCGUGGUGUGUCUCGUGGAGGUUCUCGUGGUGCUAGAGGCUUGAUGAAUGGAUACAGGGGCCCUGCUAAUGGAUUUAGAGGAGGAUAUGAUGGUUACCGCCCUUCAUUUUCUAACACUCCAAACAGUGGUUACACACAGUCUCAAUUCAGUGCUCCCCGGGACUACUCUGGCUAUCAGCGGGAUGGAUAUCAGCAGAAUUUCAAGCGAGGCUCUGGGCAGAGUGGACCACGGGGAGCCCCACGAGGUCGUGGAGGGCCCCCAAGACCCAACAGAGGGAUGCCGCAAAUGAACACUCAGCAAGUGAAUUAAUCUGAUUCACAGGAUUAUGUUUAAACGCCAAAAACACACUGGCCAGUGUACCAUAAUAUGUUACCAGAAGAGUUAUUAUUUGUUCUCCCUUUCAGGAAACUUUAUUGUAAAGGGACUGUUUUCAUCCCAUAAAGACAGGACUACAACUGUCAGCUUUAUAUUACCUGGAUAUGGAAGGAAACUAUUUUUACUUUGCAUGUUCUGUCCUAAGCGUCAUCUUGAGCCUUGCACAUGAUACUCAGAUUCCUCACCCUUGCUUAGGAGUAAAACAUACUAUACGUUAUGGGGUGAUAAUAUCUCCAUAGUUAAUUGAAGUGGCUUGGAAUAUGAAAGAUUGACUUUCGAUAGUGGAUAAAAAUCUACAAAUCAGCCCUAGAGUUAUUCAAUGGUAAAUGACAAAACUAUUUCCCUUGAAAAGAAGAUGGAAGGAUUGGAGUGUGGUUGGCAGAACAACUGCAAUUCACAGAUUUUCCAGUUAAAUUGGAGCACUGAACAUUUAGACGCAUACCAAAUUAUGCAUGGGCCCGUAUUCACACAUACUAAAGGCUGGCUACCAGCUUGGACACAGCACUAGUCAUCCUCUGGCCAAAUGACUGUGGUUAAAAACACAUGUAAAUUGCUUUUUAACAGCUAAUACUGUAUAAGACAAAGCCAAAAUGCAAAAUUAGGCUUUGAUUGGCACUUUUUGAAAAAUAUGCAACAAAUAAGGGAUGUAACCUGGAUGGCCGCUUCUGUACUUAAUGUGAAAUAUUUACAUAUCUUUUGAACACUUAACAGUUUCUUUGACAAUGACUCAUAAGGAUUGGUACUAUAUAUCAUUCCUUAUGAUGUGCAUUGUCUCUCACUAACCUUUGGAUCUUGCUGUAUUGUCAUCUAAGUUGGUACAGGUACUGAUGAAAAUUGCUUAAUGGAUAAUCAUAACACUCUUGGUCACAUGUUUUUCCCUGCAGCCUGAAGGUUUUUAAAAGAAAAAGAUAUCGAAUGCCUGCUGCUACCACCCUUUUAAAUUGCUAUCUUUUGAAAAGCACCAGUAUGUGUUUUAGAUGGAUUUCCCUAUUUUAGGGAAAUGACAGCCAGUAGUUUCAGUUCUUGAUGGUAUAAGCAGUACAAAUAAAACAUGUUUAUAAAAGUUG